This is a messenger RNA of Penicillium daleae, 1872 nucleotides long. RefSeq lists its product as uncharacterized. The transcript is spliced from 6 exons. NCBI's taxonomy places the organism in Eukaryota, Fungi, Ascomycota, Eurotiomycetes, Eurotiales, Aspergillaceae. The record is from RefSeq and is a predicted model, not a curated record. Bases 1 to 1872 code for a protein of 623 amino acids.
AUGAGCCAAGGUCAUGAGGGUCCAGGGGAGUUGGACGACAGCGAUAACAAUGACCUUACCCAGGUACCGAGCACAGAAACCAGGAGGUCAAUAGAGUCAUUGAAUCAGCGACAACAAAAUAUCCAAUGGAAGCCUGCGUCAAGGACCGUCGAAGAGACACUGGCUGAAGGUCUCUCCAAUGAGGAUCUCUGGCUGUUGAUUCGGCGAUUCAACAAGCAAAUAUACCAUGUGAAAGCAGUUCAAGAUGCAACAAGUCAGAAUCUAGAUUUGAAUCGAGCGGAAGAUGAACAGUAUCCUCCUGAGAAACUACGCAUGACCAUCGAGCGGUUCUAUACGUCUGUUAUUGUUGGCGUGGUUGAGCUGUUUCGACAUGUUACACGACUUAGAUCUUGGAGGGAACCCGGGCGGACUUCUGCAUUUACAUUAGUCUAUUUUCUGUCAUGGUACUUGGAUUUACUAGUUCCCAUCAUCCUAAGUGUAAUGAUGGCCUUGAUUAUGUUCCCACCAAUUCGGCCAAUACUUUUUCCCACUGCUGCAGUGUCGAAUAAUUCCCCUUCGUCGAUGGGCAAGAAUGGGCAGCCUGAAUCCCAGGACAGUUUAACUGGAGCGCCAGAAACCCAUAAGGGCGAGGCGGCUGAACAGGAAGCGAAGAACAUGAUCGAUAACGUGGCAACAAUUGCUAUGGAAAGUGCCGCCGGAAAGUAUGGCCAAGCUGUGCCUCAAGAUCUUGAUGAGGUACCUCCUGCAUCUGAAGCAUUCGACGUUGCGGAUACUGCGGGUGAUACCUUGCUGGAAGAUUCCCCUGAGGACAAGACGAAAAAGCCCAUGAGGAGUCAAGUGUCCCGGGGCACUGACAAGGCUAUGCGUGCGAUCAGUGAUAUCACGGAUAUUUACGAACGAUUCGCAAAGUGGUCUCUUGUCUCCCACUCCACCAUUUCUCCUGGUAACACCACGGCUGCGUCUUUCGGUAUCAUCAAGGCAGUGGGAUUUAUCAUGGGAGUUGGAUUCUUCGGUGAUCCGCUCUUCAGAUUUGGAAUUGCUGUGUUGAAUCGGACGAUUCCGAACUGGAAAGAUCAAAUGGACAUCCAAAAAACACUGUUGGCAGGCGUUCCCACCAACGCACAGUUGACUCUGACACUGUUCAGAAUCGGAGAGAUCAAUUCUUCUCCAUUACCACCACCGCCGAAGUCCGGCGACAACGAGCCAUCUUGGCCAAUUCGCCGCAAGAAGUCCUCAGCCAAGCUCCUUACCCAAGGCAGUAAUCCUGACCUUUCAACCGGCCCCCCAACGCAAAAUGUCAACGGUCCUCUUCCGCCAGUCAGGCCUAAGGGGAAAUGGAUCUACAAAGUUAUGAAGUUUGUCCGUCGCACUAUCGCAACAGCUAUUAGAGGUCAUACCGCCUUUGACCGCGCCAUGGCCAUCGCCGGCGCUGCACAUACAAAGAAUUUGAUCACGAUGCUCCAGAAGAAACAUUUUUCGUCAAAACCUUUCGGGCCUCUGAAGUUCGAUGCUAAAUUUAUGAAGAAGAGAGGCGCGGCGGUUAUAGACUCUACCCAGGAGCCACCUAUCCUGUACUUCACGACAUAUCAGUCUUCAGGACUCGAUGAUCUCCGUCUGGAGAGUCGCAAGAAGAGCUCAGUUUUGUUCCAGAUCCCAGUCACGGAAAUUCAGGAGUUGAAGAAGACUGAGGGUCUGGGGUGGAAGGGCAAGUUGAUUGUGGAGCUGACGGCUGGUAGUAAGGAGGCUGCCGAUGGAUUAGUGGUCAUUGGAAAGGAGGAGGGACAGUCGUUCCAUCUUACUGGGAUGAGAUCGCGCAAUCAAUUGUUCAAUCGAUUGGUGGCCAUGGACGCGCAGUUUUGGGAGAGUCGAUGA